Molecule: messenger RNA, 2799 nt
Organism: Ylistrum balloti
Lineage: Eukaryota; Metazoa; Mollusca; Bivalvia; Pectinida; Pectinidae
Product: serine-rich adhesin for platelets-like
Exons: 18
Coding region: 1-2799 (932 amino acids)
Biological process (GO): proteolysis
Molecular function (GO): metalloendopeptidase activity
Source: RefSeq, a predicted model, not a curated record
AUGACUCAUGCCUUCGUGGACAUCAAAAUACAACAUGAUGGACGUUAUCGGCGUUCUCCUGGAGAACAAAACUCAUAUCCUGCGAACUUUGACGUUAGAUUUGCUGCAUUUAACGAGGAUGUCAGUUUACCACUCACAAGAAAUGAUGACGUAAACCAGAACGCGCCUAUCUACGUCACUCGUGGUGGUGUUGUAACCAGACAACACGUUCCUGUACUUCAGAAUACAGCUUUGUAUCAGAAUAUUGAAAAAGGAGCAGCUUUUAUGGUUGAGUUUAAUGACACUCACAUAAACAAUAUAUUUGGAUCUUUACAUUUGAAUAAUGAGGAGUACUUCCUUGAAAAGACAAACCAAACACAACAUUGGAACGAAGCAACAAAUCAAACAGGAUCUUUCAACCAAGAACGUCGAAAUUUAUACAAACUUUUUAAGGCAAAAGAAAUGGAUUUAAAAUACGAUUACAUUUUGAAAGAUGGCCGAACUGGAGUAGAUCACAUGAGACAGAGUUUUGGCCACAAUACCGGAAGUUACGUUAGAGAUAAAAGGGCGGUAACUGCUUACCAGAUUGAACUGUUAAUAGUGACUGAUUUCUCCGUUUAUCAGUAUUGGUAUGAUGAUAGCACAGCAACAACGACAUCAGAGAAAGACGAGGAGGCAAAAGCAUCCGUUCGUCAGUUUUAUUCUUUUGUCAUUAAUGCAAUUGAUGUUCGUUAUAGGAGUAUCGUAUCAUCCUCGAUGUCCAUCAGUGUGGUUUUUGCAGGCAUAUAUAUAUCAGACAGCUUAGCAACAUCAACAUGGACGGAAGAUAGAAUACCAAACGGCAAUAAUUAUGCUGUAGAUAUUGAUACAGUCUUGACUAAAUUCCGGACAUGGGAACAAAGUACUUCCGGUCUUCCAGGUCAUGAUCAUGCGAUGUUGUUCACUAAAUACGACUUUUUCAACAACGGUGAUAGUGGAGUAGCAGGUCUAGCUUAUUUAGAAGGGAUGUGUUCAUCCAGUAAGCAAUCAGUGGUAGAAGAUUUGUUUGAUUUUGGUAUAAUGACAAUCGCAGCUCACGAACUAGGUCAUAGUUUGGGUGCAUCACACGAUGGGGAGGGAAAUUCUUGUUCAUUUAAUGAUGGUUAUAUUAUGGCAGCUACGAGUGUCAUUCACCUAGGAUCAACAGCAUCUAAUCCAUGGAGGUUCUCUACAUGUAGUGUUAAUGAUUUUCAAUCCUUUAUCGCCUCGCUCGAGUUGGGGUCGAAUUGCUUAACCUCCUUGAGUGCAAAUUUUGACCCUACGGCCUUGUCACCAUACGAUCAACUUAUCCCUGGUCAGAUCUAUGAUGCAGAUGAACAAUGUAGACACAUAAUUGGCGAGAACUCCUUUUUUUGCAGGGCGUUCUACUACCAGGACUACUCCAGUAUAUGUAACAGGAUGUAUUGUUCCUUGGCAGACGGGUCCGGCUUCUGCUCUGAACACGUUCCCGCUGACGGUACCUCCUGUGGAAAAAACAAGUGGUGUGUGGAAGGAGCCUGUGUAUCCAACAUGUCAGCACCGAGCGUAUCAGACAUGUGUCCAUUUGGAGAUCAAUCUGGAAUAGUGUCGUCGGGCCACACCUGCGAAAGUAUUGCACAACUUAAUAAGUACAACUGUAACUCCACGGGAUGGUACAGUUACUGCUGUAGUACAUGUGGCGCCCUCUACACCGGAAUUCCAGGAUGUGAAUACGGCGACAGGAGCCCACAAUGCAAAGCAGAAAAUUGUCAGUUUUAUAGUCAGACCAAUCUAGAUAUAUGCUGUGGUUCAUGUUCAGUAACAACCACCACUUCAACUGCAACUACAACAACACCUACACCAACUACCACUACACCAACUACUACUACAACUCCUACUACAACAACCACUACACCAACUACUACUACAACCACAACAACCACUACACCAACUACAACUACGACUCCUACCACAACAACCACUACACCAACCACAACAACAGCUCCUACCACAACAACCACUACACCAACUACAACUAAAACUCCUACCACAACAACCACUUCACCAACUACAACAACAACUCCUACCACAACGGCCACUACACCAACCACAACAACAACUCCUACCACAACAACCACUACACCAACUACAACAACAACUCCUACCACAACAACCACUACACCAACUACAACUACUACUCCUACCACAAUAACCACUACACCAACUACAACUCGUACCACAACAACCACUACACCAACUACAGCUACAACUCCUACCACAACAACCACUACACCAACUACAACUCCUAUCACGACUACCACUUCAACUUCCACUCCAAGCAUCGGCCCAAUUACAAACAGUACAUCUACAACAACUAGUACAACUCCACUGACAGCGAUGUCUUCAACUACACAAGCAGCUGUGGAGACAGACGAAUUGAUAAAUGUGUUGGUGAUUGGAGUUUCUGUGGGCGUGGCAGGGUUACUUCUCAUCAUCCUUAUCGCUGUUGGAAUAUACCUAGCCUGUCACGCGAGGAGACGAAACACCGGUCUUAAAACCAACAACACUGUCACGGACGCGUAUAAUGGCAAGAUGCCAGCAGGACCAACAGCGCCGACACCUGUCAUGGUUAACAUUCCAUACCAUUCUGAGCUCAAUACUUCAUCGUCGCCUCCACCACGCAAUGUUCGUGCGAACACACCAGGAAUUUACAAUGCACAAAUGUCAUCACUACUGACACAGAAAAUGUUGUUUAGUGGAUAUAGAAAUCACGGCCUACAGAUGGACAGUGACACACCUACUAAUAUUCCUCAUUUGCACUAA